CCGCUACGAACAGGAGGAACCGCGUUUGUGCGUAGCGUCUGCGCACUGGCCGUCGCGCGUACUGUCAUUUGGAAUCAUCUGUGUUUAUGAAAACAGCUUGGCUGGAAAAUCGAUAACUCCAAUCAAAAGGGAGCAGACGAGCACAAUGACGAAAGUGAACGAUAAACAACAUUGCAACUGAACAACGUCUUGUUUUGGGCACACGGAGCAAAGAAUGUACAAAUCAGUGUUUUGGUGGUAGUGUUUAGGGAAUUGUGGAAGUGUGCGUAAAGAAGAAGAUGUUUAUGGACGACAGUGGCAUCGAGAGCGGCGACAAGCUGGAAUCGCUGUUCAUCGACGAGCUCGCCAGCUUCGGGGAGGACCAGCUGUUAACGGACACUGCUGCACCUGCGCUUGUUAAGGGUCCCGUGGACUCGGACGCCGAAAGUGACAUCUACUCCAAGCUGAACGAUUUCGAUGUGGUGUUUGAAAAUCCGGGCGAACGGCCCGAUCCGAUUCGAGCGGCCGUAGCAGCGGCGGCCGCUCCCGUGCCCGACUCCGACCUCCGUCUUCCGCGGCCGCAGCCGUCCAGUGGCGCCGGCGGACGCAAGGUUCUGACGAGCGACAACAGUACCGAUUCGUUCGCUUCCUCCACGGCCACGUCCAGCGGAGCGCCGGUGUCUUCCGGCGCGAACGGAGACGAAGGUGGUGGGCAGCGCGAUCACGGGGCCAGCACGGUGCCGCAGCUCAGCACGUGCAAGAUAUUGCAGCGCAAGCUGGAGCUGAAGGUGGAACGCGCCAAACGCAACUACCGCCAGAUGUACCACGAUGGGGGACAGCAGGAUCCAAUCGAAAAGGAGCCGAAGAUUAGCAGCCUCAUACCGAUCUCGCGCCUUCCGAUACCGGCCGGGCGGGAAAGCCACCAGCUGGUGGACGUCAACACCGGCUUCAACAGCGAUGACGAGCUGGAGAAUGUGUCCUUCUUUCCGCGCCCCAAUCGGAAGGGCAGCGGCGGGAGCAACACGCGCCAGGAGCUGUCCGACACGUUCAGCAUCCAGGAGAUGACGAUCGAGUCGGACAACGACGAGCUGGACUUUGAGCAGUGCCGCAAGAUGUCGGACAGCAAGGGCUACCGGAAGAUACUGAACCGCGGGUGCUCGGGCGCGGCCGGCAAGGACGACUAUCUGGACAACGAUACGCUGGACGAGGAUGACGAUUCGCAGAACCUGGAGCUGCUGCCACCGAAGGGCGGCGGUUACGCGCUGAAGGAGCAGCUGCGGCGGCUGUUUUGCUGCUGCUUCGUAAAGAGUAACGAUUUCCUGUGAUGUGAUGGAGAGAGGGAGUCCGUUGGGGGAAGGCAAGUCGUAGCACUCGUUCGUUUGAUCGUUUUUUUCCUUCUUGGGGCUUCCCAUGCGAGAGCAACGUCGUGUGCGGGAAGGAAGGGGAAGCGACAAAAUGUAUCCGCAAACAUAUUACUGCUAGCAGCAACAAAUAAACGCUUCCAGCAUAUUGGGAGGAAAUUAUUAAU
Anopheles merus is the source of this 1507-nucleotide messenger RNA. RefSeq lists its product as uncharacterized. The coding region runs from base 279 to 1304 and encodes 341 amino acids. The transcript is spliced from 3 exons. The record is from RefSeq and is a predicted model, not a curated record. NCBI's taxonomy places the organism in Eukaryota, Metazoa, Arthropoda, Insecta, Diptera, Culicidae.